AUGUGGUGGUCCGGAAAUGGUUCCAGCAGCCACCUCCACAUCAGCGGUUAUUAUGCCACAAUUCUGAAAAUCUUUGCCAAGCAGUACAAUGCCACACUGGACUGGAUCAUCAACUCCCACAAGGAGUACUACAAUGAACUGGACUGCCUGCACUAUAUAAGGUCCAAUCGCACCGAUGUCUGUGCCGAUGCCAUGAUAAUGGGUCCCAAUUAUAUUGUCACCCAGCCGGAAGAGAUAACCAACAGCUAUCUCAUUGUUCCGCAGGAUACAGCCAUGGAUCGUUUUUAUUAUUUCAUUAAACCCUUCCAGCCGGAGGUGUGGCUCUGGGGUGAAUUUACGAUGUGCUAUGUCAGCCUCAUGUUGUCUCUGAUAAAUCAUCUGCAGGGUGGGGUAUGGGAUUUCCCCCAGAAUUAUUUAAACUCCAUGAUGGCAGCAGCGAACCUACCCUUCCAGCUGACAAAGAUCCAAGGUUGGCGUCGAAGAUUUUUGGAAAUUUUCAUGUUCCUCUGUGGCUUCGUCCUGGCCAAUUGGUAUUUAUCGCUGCUCUCCAGUUUAUUGUCCAGUCGCCUCUAUGACAACUACAUCACCUCCCUCGAGGACCUGGUGGAACACAACAUCUCGAUUAUCAUCAGUGAAUAUGAAUAUAUUUUCCUCAACAGCACCGAUAUCUCCCCCCUGCUCAGCCAACAGCUGAGGAUAGUGGACAAUGCAUUCCUUUCCGCAUCCCGUCGUAACCUCACAGCCCGCUAUGCCUAUUACAGCCAAUAUGAUAAAAAUUAUUUCUAUCUAAGGCAGCAGAUCUACAUGGAAAAACCCCGGAUGAAGGAGCUCGUGGAAUAUCCAAUAAAUCCGGUUUAUGGUGGCAUUCCACUGCGUCCCAAUUGGCCUUUGGAGGGCAAGCUGAACACGCUGAUGGGUUAUAUGCUGGAAAGUGGGGUAUUUAUAAGAAUCCUGGAGGACACAUUUUAUGAUGCCAUACGUAUUGGGCACUUGAAAUAUUUUCCCAUGGAUCGCGAUGCGGUGGAACCACUAAGUUUGGAAUAUUUCAGAAUGCCAGGUACUUUGCUGGUGGUGGGGUAUACAAUGG
Molecule: messenger RNA, 1087 nt
Organism: Musca vetustissima
Lineage: Eukaryota; Metazoa; Arthropoda; Insecta; Diptera; Muscidae
Exons: 1
Source: RefSeq, a predicted model, not a curated record